Colletotrichum truncatum is the source of this 2121-nucleotide messenger RNA. RefSeq names its product C6 zinc finger domain protein. NCBI's taxonomy places the organism in Eukaryota, Fungi, Ascomycota, Sordariomycetes, Glomerellales, Glomerellaceae. Gene Ontology annotation, biological process: regulation of DNA-templated transcription. Gene Ontology annotation, molecular function: DNA-binding transcription factor activity, RNA polymerase II-specific; zinc ion binding. The record is from RefSeq and is a predicted model, not a curated record.
AUGAUUGCUUUGGCUAUAAACAGCGUUCCCCUGAGCCUCACGACAAUGUCCUCCCCUAACCAUGCCGAUUCCAACUCGGCCGCUUCAGUGACCUCUUCCAGUCCCCCCUCCGACUCACAGCAGAAACCCAAGAGGGCGAGAACUAGCAAACCCAAAGUCAAGACAGGAUGCAAUAACUGCAAACAACGGCGCAUUAAAUGCGACGAAAAGCGACCUUCCUGCUCUCAAUGUGUUCGCUCCAAGAAGAUUUGCACCGGCUACCCACCUCCCAGUCGGAGCGCAAGACCUCACGAGGUUCUCGCCAUUGCGCCAAAGCCUCUUGCCGCACAAAAUGGCGCUGCUCCCGUGCGGGCUUCGAUCGACUUGCCGCCCCGGAGAGCCCAGAAGGUGCAGGCUCGUCGAAUGACGCCCCCUCAGACUCCUGACUCCAACAUCUCGGUCACACUGUACCGCCCCGCGGGCAACCUCCAACUCACCCCGCAGGAGGGGCUGUAUUUUCAACUCUUCCGCUCUCACACAGCCAACGAGUUAUCUGGAUAUUUUGAUUCGGUGUUCUGGACCCGAACCGUUUUGCAGGAGUGCCAUUCAGAGAACGCCAUCCGUCAUGCUGUGGUUGCGUUGGGUGCCCUCUACAAGACCCUUGAGCAAUCGUGUGAGUCUCCUCCAGGAUCGCCAUCCGAUUCGCUGAACCCUGCAGACGGAGCAUACCGCCACUGGGAGGUGGCUGUCAAGCAGUACUCGGAGGCCAUCAAUGCUCUUGUUCAUCUGAACCGUGACCAGAAGUCUCACCGCACUCUACUCAUGGCCAGCGUGCUCCUGGCCUGUUUCGAUUCCUUCAUCGGCGAUCAUAGGCAGGCAAUCAGACAGAUUCAGACUGGCCUCGGCCUGCUGGAAAAGCUCCGAGCCGAGCGGAGAAGAUCCUUUCUGCCCAUUUCUGAGGAACCGGUCGAGGAGGAGCUCAUUACUAUGUUCACCAGGCUUGCAAUUCAAGCAAAAUCAUACGACAUGGCUUUCCACUUUCCUCACCCUUAUGUGAUUCGACUUACUCCGCAAAAUCCCGAGUUCCCUCAGUCGCCUCCCUCAGAUGCCGGUAGCUCACCUUCGUCCAUCAUUUCGAGUUCUUCGGUGCCAGAGCAAUUUUUUACUCUGAUGGAGGCACGAAACGCCUGGGACAAACUUCUCGAGAAAAUGCUCCGCUUCACCGAAAGCCUGUUCAUCUACCAGAAGUCAACUGGUGCGAACGGGCCCAUGGGAAUCCUACCCAAAUCGUUGAAGCAGUACGGAAUGAGCUUCAAGGGCCAGCUGGACGGUUGGUCUGAGGCUUUUGAGUACCUCCUCGAGUCUCGCACAGCCCCUGGUGUGAGCCAUCAGGAAAAGGCUGGUAUCGCUGUUUUGAAGAUGUUCCAGAUCAUGAGCCAGAUUCUUUUUCUUAUGACAUACAGCGACAACGAAUCACAGUUCGACCUGUUUCAGCCGCAAUUUAAAGCCAUUGUCGACCUUGCUUCGGAGGUGGUGGGUGACGAAGAGAGACGAGCGGCAGCCAAAAGAUGUCCCGAUCCAGCUCUCUGCCCUCAUCGCCACAACCACUCGCCAGAUAUCUUUGGCGGCAACGCAUACAACACGUAUCACAUUAAGCCUAGCUUCAGUGCUGAUUUGGGCAUUGUGCCUCCUUUGUUUGUAGUCGCCACCAAAUGCCGUCAUCCGAUCAUCCGACGACAGGCCAUUCAGCUGUUGAGUAGCAGCGCCCGACGAGAGGGCAUGUGGGAUAGCGAGCUGACAGCGCGCAUCGGACAAUGGGUUGUGAAUAUUGAGGAAGAGGAGGAUAAGGCGUCGUCACCAAAGCCGAGUCAAACGAACGGCGGCGCACGACAAGGUUCAGUCGAUUUUGGAGAGGAUGUUCCUCUUGGGCCCGGCGGCAAUGCUCGCUGGGACGCCCGGAGGGGCAGCACUAUCCCCGGUCUCAUCACGUCAAAACGGACCGUCCCCGAGGAAAAGCGCGUCAUGGUUCGCGCCGUCGACUUUGAUCUCCGAACAAGGUUCGCCAACUUGCAAGUCGGCACACGAGGUAUCAUUCCCGGGUCACCGGACCUACGAUCUCGCGUUACCCAAUUAACGUGGUGA